This is a messenger RNA of Parnassius apollo (apollo), 441 nucleotides long. The record is from the annotation of a GenBank genome assembly. NCBI's taxonomy places the organism in Eukaryota, Metazoa, Arthropoda, Insecta, Lepidoptera, Papilionidae.
AUGAAUACAUUGUUUAGAAGAAGUUUUUUACCAGCGUUUAGUACAUUUCGUGGAUCAUGCCGCUCAUUUGCGGAUGCAACUAUAAAUGAGAAAAUUGACAAAAUUGUGAAGAAUAAUAAGGUUGUAGUAUUUAUGAAGGGUGUCCCUGACGCUCCUAGAUGUGGAUUUAGUAACGCUGUAGUUCAAAUAAUGAGAAUGCAUGCAGUUCCAUAUGUCAGUCACGAUGUUCUUUCAGACGAAAAUCUUCGACAAGGUAUUAAAGACUACUCCAAUUGGCCAACAAUACCUCAAGUGUUCAUAAAUGGUGAGUUUGUUGGAGGAUGUGAUAUUAUGCUUCAAAUGCAUCAGUCAGGUGAAUUAGUUGAGGAACUUAAAAAAAUUGGAAUUAAAAGUGCCUUGUUAACGGCUGAAGAAACAAAGAAAGAAAAAGAGAACAAGUAA